AUGAACCAUGCUGACAUCAGUGAGGAUGGGAAGGAUGAUGGUGGUGAUGUUGACGAAGAGGAUGAUGAAGAGGAAGAGAUGACCAUGACACCUAGUAAAAUGGAUGAAGGUGAUGAAGCUGCUGGCGUUGCUGCCCGCUCUCCCCAGAUCUGCCCAACUGGAGAGUUGGCCGGCUGGAGCCGGGAGGCCUGCAAGCUAAAGCAGCGGGCCGUCGAAAUGGCCGGAGGUUCUACCAUCGGAAAGCCCGUUCGACAGCGGGUUCUAACGCUCGAGCUGCCGAACUUCCGACUGAGCCUGAGAGCGUUCGAAAUUCCGAACUUCCGAGCCUCGGAACAGCGGGCUCUCGGAAGGUUCGAACUUGCGAACUUCCGGCCAGCAGACCUUGUGGAAAUCGAAACCCCCGAACAGCCAACCGCCCCGAAUAAAACCCCGAACCCUACCGACCNGCCGCCGCUGGCGACCUACGGCACCGGGCCACACUUGGCCGGGGAGAAGAUGUUGUCUGCGGCCGCCUUCGAGCCGCACGCGGCCAUGCUGGCCCGGGCUGAGGACCCGCUGGGCCGCGGCCUCGGGGCGCCUGGAGCGGGUCUGAUGGCGCCGCUCAAUGGGCUAGGCGCGCACGGGCACCAUGCGGGUCCCGGCGGCAGCGCCAGCGGCGGCGGAGGGCUGUUGGCCGAGCGCGAGCGGCAGGCGGCGGCGGCCGCAGCGUCGGGUUCGCAGGCGGGCAGCUCCGGCCAGGUGGAAGAGAUCAACACCAAAGAGGUGGCCCAGAGGAUCACAGCGGAGCUGAAACGCUACAGCAUCCCCCAGGCUAUUUUCGCCCAACGCAUCCUGUGCCGCUCGCAGGGCACCCUCUCCGACCUGCUGCGCAACCCCAAGCCCUGGAGUAAGCUCAAGUCCGGCCGCGAGACCUUCCGCAGAAUGUGGAAGUGGCUGCAGGAGCCCGAGUUCCAGAGGAUGUCGGCCCUCAGACUCGCAGCUUGCAAGCGGAAGGAACAGGAGCAGCAGAAGGAGCGGACGCUGCAGCCCAAGAAACAGCGCCUGGUCUUCACGGACCUGCAGCGCCGCACGCUGAUCGCCAUCUUCAAGGAGAACAAGCGGCCGUCCAAGGAGAUGCAGGUCACCAUCUCGCAGCAGCUCGGCCUGGAGCUCAACACCGUCAGCAACUUCUUCAUGAACGCGCGGCGCCGCUGCAUGAACCGCUGGCAGGAGGAGCCUGGCGGCCCCGCCUCCGCCUCGGCCUCUGCAGCCGCGGCCGGCACCUUCUCCAAAGCAUGA
Gracilinanus agilis (Agile Gracile Mouse Opossum) is the source of this 1278-nucleotide messenger RNA. RefSeq names its product one cut homeobox 3 (gene ONECUT3). The record is from RefSeq and is a predicted model, not a curated record. Bases 1 to 1278 code for a protein of 425 amino acids. Gene Ontology annotation, cellular component: nucleus. Gene Ontology annotation, molecular function: DNA-binding transcription factor activity, RNA polymerase II-specific; RNA polymerase II cis-regulatory region sequence-specific DNA binding. Gene Ontology annotation, biological process: regulation of transcription by RNA polymerase II. The transcript has 5 exons. Lineage: Eukaryota; Metazoa; Chordata; Mammalia; Didelphimorphia; Didelphidae.